This is a messenger RNA of Rhineura floridana, 2324 nucleotides long. It is a transcript of the gene CAAP1, whose product is annotated as caspase activity and apoptosis inhibitor 1. The record is from RefSeq and is a predicted model, not a curated record. The transcript has 6 exons. Lineage: Eukaryota; Metazoa; Chordata; Lepidosauria; Squamata; Rhineuridae. Bases 145 to 1044 code for a protein of 299 amino acids.
GACGUAUUCAACCCGCGACACCUGGGGGAACAGUGAGUGGCGCGCGGCUUUUCUCAAGGACCCGUUGCUGAGGUGGUUGAUGUCUGAAAAGACUCGUUGAAAGAGGCGCCGCCGUUUUCGGGGUAGGGGAAGUACGGGAACAUCAUGACGGGACGUAAAUUUCCUAAAGAGAAGAAGCGCCACCGCUCUCGUUUGUGUUGCCCGGAGGAAGGCGGCGGCAGCAGCGAGAGGAAACGUCGGAGCGCUGAAUCCCAAGGCAUCCCCCAGGAAACAAAAUGUCUUGCACAAGUUCCAGAAAAGGAGGAUGUGGGAGAAGAGCCCAGUGACAUAGAAGAAGGUGGACUAGAUCUCAGUGUGCAGUUAAAGCCAGUUAGUUUCUACAUUACAGACAAGAAGGAAAUGCUUCAGCAAUGCUUUUGUAUCAUAGGAGAGAAGAAAUUGCAGAAAAUGCUGCCUGAUGUUUUAAAGGACUGUUCAGUAGAAGAAAUCAAAAGGCUUUGUCUUGAACAGUUGGAACUCAUGUCUGAGAAGAAGUUACUGAAAAUCCUUGAAGGUGAGAAUGGAGCUGAUUCUGACAGUGAUGACGAGACUAAUGGUGGUGAAGAGAAGACAGCAGUUGAAUCUGUUAGUCAGCAAGACAAUAGUAUAGAUUCCACUUCUUCUUUGAAGGAAGACAACAAAUUGGAAGGGUUGGACUCCAAACAAGGCAAAGGAGAAGAUAGUGAUGUUCUCAGCAUCAAUGCAGAUGCAUAUGACAGUGACAUUGAAGGCCCAUGCAAUGAAGAAGAUAAUCCAGAUGUGCCAGAAAGGACUGUCAGAAGUGGAGAUGGUCAGAUAGAUGACCUUCAGAAGGACAUUGAGAAAAGUGUGAAUGAGAUCCUGGGGCUAGCUGAAACCUCCCCAAAGGAGUCUAAGGCAACAACUUUAGCAGUUCCUCCAACAGAUGAUGUUCAGCCAUCAGCACAGCAGCUGGAACUCUUGGAGCUUGAGAUGCGAGCAAGGGCUAUUAAGGCUCUCAUGAAAGCUGGAGAUGUAAAAAAAUAGCCCCAGGGCUGUUUCAUUUGCAAGAUGUCUGAAAUUGUUCUGAUGGGUGUGAUGUCAGCCUCCUUCAGUGCUAAAAUAUAUUUGGACUGGUUUUGACAUUCCUCUUUGUGUAUCCUGACCCAUGGCUGAAAUAAUUGGCAGCAGUUUGUCAUUGCCAUCAGUAUGGUUUUUGUGCGACUCAGAUAAAUUGAUUGGUUUGAUACUGUUUGACUCAAUUGACCAUUUUUUCUUUGUGCUGGAUUAUUUCUUGACAUGAAUCUGAAAUGGUCAUAACUACAUGCAUCUCUUGCUAAAUCCUGGUGCUUUACAAAAUAAUUGAAGAAUAAUGUAAGGCAUUCUCAGGGCUUACUCCAGCAUUCUGGGGACCUUUGGGCAACAUAACCUAGGAGAUUUAAUUGUGGGGGAGAAGGAAGCAAAGAUGCUGCCUCUUAGAGAUGGAAAGGUAUUGGGCAUGUAACUGAGAAGCCACCCAGAAUCCCUUGCGCCUUCAGGUGAGACUCAGGUGGCUUGUUUUUUCUUGGUUCAGGGCUUGGUCAAAAUAGUGCCUCUGACUUUUAUGGCCGUCCACUAAAAUAACCAAGAUGGUGGCACAGUCUUUUAUUUGGUUGGGCCAUUUCAUGGAUCUGGGCCCUGAUAACUUGAUGACCUCUGGCACCAGCCAUAAGCAUUCAUCAUCUGCAUAGUUUGAAACAGAAUUUAGUUCUUGUCUCCCUUAAUUGUUAGUAAGCUUAGUAAUGAUGUGUGUACAUCUUAAAACACACUCUUUAAAAAAAACCUCUGGUAGUUGAGAGUGUGUGUGGUAUCCAGCUUUUCAGAACAUGCAUCAUAGGUGAAAAAUAAUUGUUGAUAUUUCAGCAUUAAAAUGCACUUAAAUUGUAGAAUUAAUAUGAUUAAAGAUAAUUUGUAACCUAAUCUAGGAAGCUGUAGAAAUGCCCAAUUCCUAUGACUAGGCAUGCUACAAUGGUUUCCUUUCUUGGCAGAUUUGGUGUUGCAGUUUUUCCAUCUUUAGUAUUGUUUCUAACUUGUUUUUAACAAUACAGAAUGAGAUAUUUAUACCCAGAUGGGGUAGUUGUUACACGUGUCCAUCCUGUAAGAUGAAGCAAAGCAACAAAACUGAAAUGUCACUAUCUAGAGGCUUUGUUUGGAAGUGAGUAUACUUGCACUGAUUACAAAAAUUAUUGAUGGCUCCUUAAUCAGGGUGUAUAGCACAUCAACACCUAUUUUGAAACGGGGGGAAAGUGGGGAAAAUCAACAUGUAUGAAUAAACACAUUUAACUCUA